This is a messenger RNA of Gastrolobium bilobum, 2355 nucleotides long. Its product is annotated as protodermal factor 1-like. The record is from RefSeq and is a predicted model, not a curated record. The transcript has 4 exons. The coding region runs from base 255 to 1631 and encodes 458 amino acids. Lineage: Eukaryota; Viridiplantae; Streptophyta; Magnoliopsida; Fabales; Fabaceae.
UUCAACUCAAUUCACGUCCUGUGUUUUAUUUAAGCUAUUUUAGAAAACUCGGGCAUUAUUGCAGGAAGAAAUAGUUAAUAAUAGAGUAAAUGCACCCUGCAAAACAUCAACUAACCCGCAUACUCCUCCACCUGCUAAUAUUUACUUCACUCUGUGAACCAUUUUAUAUGUCAGCCCCCCUCCCCAAAGCAUUACAAAAUCCUCAAACCUCCUCUUUCUCUUCUUUCUCGUAGUGUUCUAAGCUGUCAGUGAUAAUGGAGAGGAAAAGAAGCAAUCCUGCUUUUCUUACCAUGUUCACAUUGCUGGCUGGAUUGCUUUCUCAGAACCUUGUCAUCCCUGUAAUAUCCACCACCGUUGAGGAUCAGAAAAACUACUACUCUCCAGACCCACAUGCAGGAAGUCCUUCCACAGGUUCAUCUAAUUCUCUAUGGUCGCGCAGUCCACCAUCUCAUGGCUCUGGAGGUGGCUAUGGAAGCACACCACCAUCUCAUGGAACCCCAUCACACGGAGGUGGCGGAAGUUACAAUCCAAGCCCAUCACAUGGAGGUGGCUAUGGAAGCACAACACCCUCUCAUGGAACCCCAUCACAUGGUGGUGGUGGAAGUUACAAUCCAACCCCAUCAACUCCCCCAGGCAGUGGAAGUUAUGAUCCAACCCCAUCAACUCCCCCAGGCAGUGGAAGUUAUGAUCCAACCCCAUCACCACCCUCAGGUGGUGGAAGUUACAACCCAACCCCAUCACAUGGAGGUGGCGGAAGUUACAAUCCAACCCCAUCAACUCCCCCAGGUGGCGGAAGUUAUGAUCCAACCCCAUCACCACCCUCAAGUGGAAGUUACAAUCCAACCCCAUCAACUCCCCCAGGUGGGGGAAGUUAUGAUCCAACCCCAUCACCACCCUCAAGUGGAAGUUACAAUCCAACCCCAUCAACUCCCCCAGGUGGCGGAAGUUAUGAUCCAACCCCAACAACUCCCCCAGGCAGUGGAAGUUACAAUCCAACCCCAUCAACACCCUCAGGUGGUGGAAGUUACAAUCCGACGCCAUCAACACCUGGCAACUGUGGAUCACCACCACACGAACCUUCUGUUCCAACACCCUCAACGCCCUCAACUCCAGCAACACCAUCAAACCCUCCCUCAGGAGGCGGUGGGUACUAUAACUCACCACCAACUUAUGGAGGUGGUAGCCCCCCAACACCAAUCACUGUGAGCCCACCAACCACCCCAAUCGACCCAGGCACCCCCACUCUCCCCUCACCCCCUUUCCUUCCAUCCCCAUCUCCCUUCACUGGUACAUGCAACUACUGGAGGACUCACCCAGGAAUCAUCUUGGGCUUGCUAGGCUGGUGGGGAACCUUAGGCAAUGCAUUUGGCGUCUCUGUUAUACCAGGAUCUGGAGCGGCCAGUCUCAGCUUGCCACAAGCACUUUCAAACACAAGAACUGAUGGGCUUGGAGCACUCUACAGAGAAGGGACAGCUUCCUUUCUCAACUCAUUGGUGAACAACAGGUUCCCUUAUACAACCCAGCAAGUCAGAGACCGGUUUGCAACGUCGCUAAGCUCAAAUAAGGCCGCAGCCGCACAAGCCCGCCUCUUCAGGAUGGCCAACGAGGGGCGAAUGAAGCCUCAUGCAUGAUAUAAUUAAUUUGGUUUAUGUGUCAGUUUAUUAAGAACGUUAUAUCUAAGACUUCUGCUAAGAGUGUGUUCUUUGGUUUUAUCAUGUAUUAAUUUACCUUAAGAUGGACAUCAUGUUACUUUACAACUUAAUGUUAGCUUUUAUGGUUUCUUAUUUUUAAAUAAAGUUAAUAUAUUGUUAUUUUGAUAGUUCCAGAUCUUCAUUCAGAAGAUUCAAGUAUAAAGCCUAAUAUAUGAAGCAAUGUCAAAUUCUUAUUAAGAAAUCCUUCUUUUCAUUAUAUUAAAAUCACUUCAACUCAGCCAAAAUGGCAGGCUAAAUCAGAAUCUGCAAUACUAUUCAUCAAUCAAAAACUGAUGAUUGUCCAAUGUUCAGCACAGAAGGUUCACAUUAAGGGUGUGCUGUGCAUCAUCUUCUCACUAAAUGAAGGUUUACCUCUAAGGGUGUACAUCAUCUUUCAAAAUAAAUUUAUUAUCCAUACAGAGUAAUCCAGAAGUAGCCCUAGUCUAGAAAUGUUCAUUUGUUCAUGCUACAUGAAUUGCAUUCAAGUCAUAAGCAUGAUCGGGUGAGCCUUGCAAACAUGAACAAGGUCCACACUGUAAAGUGGUCCAGUAUUGUUUCCUAGUGAAAUGCAAAGGAAUGGCUUUGUUGUCAAUAUAUACAUAUAAACAACGACAACAGAUGGGCCAAGAUGCUAGAGCGGGUGCCCCUGUACAAAAUGGGAAAG